UGCAGGGAUGGGCCCAUGUCCAGGCCCCAGGAAUGGCUGGGUCUCCCAGUUCCUGACCCCUUCUCCAGAUCCUGUCCGUGCCAGGUUCUCAUUCAGGGUGUUUUCUGGGCUGGUUUUACUCAGAUCUCUCUCUUUUUGCCCCUUUCUGUGCAGCUCUCCGUGACCAGCAAACCCCCCAGCUCUGAGGGCCAGGGAGACAAGAAGGACAAUGCCACAGCCCCCCCGGCUCCCCCGUCCUAUGAGGAGGCGACAGCAGGAGAAGGGAUGAAAUCCAGGGCUUUCCCUGCCCCGCCGGCAGCCCCGCUCCACCCCAGCUGGGCUUACGUUGAUCCCAGCACCAGCCCAAGCUACGGCAGCGGGGGGUACCCGGGGGACACGGAGCUGCUCACGACCUUCAGCUGGGACGACCAGAACGUGCGCAGGGUGUUCAUCAGGAAGGUUUAUGCCAUCCUGAUGGUCCAGCUCCUGGUCACUGUUGUCAUCGUGGCUUUCUUCACCUUCUGUGAACCGGUUAAGGGCUACAUCCAGACCCACUCUGCCUGGUACUGGGCUUCCUAUGCCGUUUUCUUUGUCACCUACCUGAUCCUCGCCUGCUGCUCUGGGCCCAGGAGAUACUUCCCAUGGAAUCUGAUCCUGCUCAGCAUCUUUACCCUGUCCAUGGCUUAUCUCACUGCAAUGCUCUCCAGUUACUACAACACCAAGUCAGUGCUGCUGUGCCUUGGGAUCACUGCCCUGGUCUGUCUGUCCGUCACCAUCUUCAGCUUCCAGAGCAAGUUCGACUUCACCUCGUACCAGGGCGUUCUCUUCGUGCUGCUCAUGGUGCUGUUCCUGGGGGGACUGGUCCUGGCUGUCAUCCUGCCCUACCAAUACGUGCCGUGGCUCCACGCGAUCUACGCUCUGCUCGGGGCUGGGAUCUUCACCAUGUUCCUGGCCCUGGACACGCAGAUGCUGAUGGGGAACCGCCGGUACUCGCUGAGCCCUGAGGAAUACAUCUUUGGAGCCCUCAAUAUCUACCUGGACAUCAUCUACAUUUUCUCCUUCUUCCUGCAGUUCUUUGGCUCCAGCCAGGAGUGAGGGCAGCAGGGCAGGAUCCUCCCUGUGCUGGCAAAUGUGAGGGGUUAAAUUGAAAAGCAGAGGUGAAAGGGUUCAAAACUGCCAAUCUGACCCAAUCCCUCCCUUUCUGGUCCAUCCAAUGCACCGAGGAGCCCCAGGCCCCUCCUGCAGUUUUGUACAUUUGCUGUCAGGCCUUUGUGACCCAGAGAGCAAAGCAGGGCUUCAGUGUCAUGUCCCUUCUGCUCCCCCCACUCCUGCCCAGCCCAAACCAGUCCUGAGACUCGGGGUAGGA
Cyanistes caeruleus (blue tit) is the source of this 1345-nucleotide messenger RNA. The record is from RefSeq and is a predicted model, not a curated record. Lineage: Eukaryota; Metazoa; Chordata; Aves; Passeriformes; Paridae.